AUGCAAGUUUGCCCAAUGUCCAUUUUGACCAAGGAGAUUCGAGCAGACAGGGACAUGUUCAAUGCGGUGAAGAGCACCGCCAAAGAGGAGAAAGCUGUCGCUCCCCCCAAGCUGCUGAUCCGCGUGCGCUACACAGUGGAUGGGAAGAAAGGUCGCAAGCCAGUGGAAGUGGACGGGACCCCUUCCACAGUGAGCCUUUUUCAUUUCUAUCAGGCAAUUGAGGAGGCUUUCCAUGUGGCUCCACCCAAGCAGUUGCUGCAGCCUGCUGACGAGUCCAAGUUUCCCGUCGAGCCUCAGGAGCAGGCCUUGCCUGCCUACAGCUCCUUUUCUUCCAUGGAGGCUUUUCCCAGCUUGGAGACCCUAGGCGUGAGGAACGGCCAGGAGAUCUUCCUGACAGAGCUGAGAGAGGAGGUGCGACCAGCUGAGCGUCCGCAGGACGCUCCACGAGCAUCAACACCUCAGAGUCGAGAAGACUCAGGUGCUUAUGCGCCAGGCCCAGGCACUGGGAGUGGCGAGCUGGGCGGCCAGCCACCGGCUCCAGUGGUGCCCCCCGUGGCUCCGGCACCAGCGGCACCAGUGGUACCUCCGAAGCCAGCACCUCCCAGCGCACCAAAGCCUGGAGGGCAGGGCAGCUCUGUUAGAUAUAGUGAUGAGCACCGCUUGAAGUUCCUGUGGCGAAGCAUUGAGGAGAAAAAACUGGCUUUGACCAAAGCGCGAGAACUUCGGGAGUACAAUGAGGUGCAGCGUGUCCGCGAGAGUCCUGAGACUGACCGCUUGGCUGCCCUGCUUCUCUGGCAGAGAGAGGAGCAGGAGUUUUAUUGCAGGUUGAAGGCCGACCUGGACCGUGCGGUUGGACUGCAGCCUGUGAAGGAGUUUAUCGUGCAGCGGCUGCGAGAUGCAGCCGGUCGCCACGUCCUCAAAGAAGGAAAGCAGCCACGCCGACAUGUGCUGAUCAGCGGCGCUUUCGGCGUGGGGAAGCACGUGGCAGCCGAGCUCAUUGGGAGACUUUUUGGACUCCUCAACAACCAGCUGGUAGCCUCUGUGCGAGUGGGCAGCAAAGUGCGCCUGGCCGCGUGGCAAGAUGCUGAGAACAGAGGUGCCCUGCUCAGCAAGAAUGAUGUGGGCCUCGUCACAGAAGAGUUGCCUCCGGGCUCUCCAAAGCCUCUGAAAGUCAAGGGCCCAUCUGGCCGUGUAGGCAACUACAAACCGGAGGAACUUGUGGCAGAGCCGGACUUGCUCAUCUCCAUCCAGGCACUCACAGAGUUGCUGGACCCCAAAACGCAAAAGCUCCGAGUCGCAGACCGGAGCUGCUUCUACAUGCGUUUGGGUGGAAGUUUGUCGGAGCAGGAUGCAGAGAUCUUGGAGCAGGUGUUGGAGGUGGGCAGCGUGGUCAUCAUGGCUGGACCACCGGAGGUGGUUGAAGCCAACAUGCAGCUCUCGGCCUUUCGCCGCCGCCAGCCGGACCUGCUGACACUGCCCACCUUAAGCGUGAAUGAUGUGGCGAACCUCAUUGCUGCAGAGGUGGAGAAGCGUGGAUAUGAAGGCGUAGGUGAGGGCGACGUGGGGACCCGGCAGCUCAUUACCGUUCUGGAACACAUUGUGGCGCAGCGCUUCGACGAGAAGCUGAUCCGAGAGAAGAAUGGGCACCUGGCGCGGGACGUUUUGGAUUUGGCAAUCUCCCGAAAGAACGACCGCACCUGGGCAGACAGCUUGGACAGUGCGGAGCGCUUCCGCUUGACGCCCAUGGACUUUGGGUUGGAUGUCCUCACUGCAGAACAGCGAGAACGACGCAUGCGGGAAGUGGAAGCGGAGGUGGAGCAACUAGUGGGUUGGGGCAGCGAGGAGGAGGCGGGCAGUGCGCGCCAUUUCUUCUUUCAGCUCCGCCGUCAACUGGGGCAAGCCCCUCGUGGCAGUGGCUGGAGUGCAGCUUCCUGCGGUGGUGCUGGUGCGAUGCAAGGAGCUUUGCAUAUGCCACGGGCCUUGUGGGUAGCAGCCAAUGCAGGCGCCGGCCGCGAGACGUUCGUUCGCCUCGCCACCUGCUUCCUGCGCGCCGCGGGGGCGAUCAGCCGCGAGGAAGUGAGCUGGGUGGAUGGCCAGGAAAUUGCGGACAAAGGAGACCCGACUGAGCUGAUUGCUGCACGCUUGGUCGCUGCAGAGCAUGGCUGCCUAGCCAUUAAGGACGUGGAUGCCUUGGUCGACUCGCGGGAAGCAGUGAGAGCCCUGGCCGCGGCGUUGGGCAACGUUGAUGGUGCCAGCAGUGGCACCACUCUCUUCGUGAUACUGGGAACGCAACAGGGCCUGGCACGGAUUGCCCGCAUGGAACCUGCCCUCGAGGCCAGAUUUCCAACAACUGUGCAAAUCCCUGACUUCCUGGCAACCGAGCUGGUUCAGUUCAUGGAAAUUUCUGCCAGCAAGCUCCCAUCAGGUGCCCUGGCCUUUGAGGAUCAGCUGGCACCACGAUUGGCCGAGCACCUCAAUGAGGUGUACGGUGGAGGUGGCCAGGGGAAGGAGUUGGGUGAGCGGGGGAACUUGGCGCUGGCGCGGCGGUUGCUUCAACGAGCUGUCCAGAAUCGGAUCACCAGGCUGUUCAACAGCAUCCAGGAGGGUGAGUCGCCGAGUGACACGCCAGAAAGUGAGCACUUGACAAAGGAAGACUUUGAGGUGGGUGCUCCGAUUGGUGAGGGCCGCGAGCAAAAAGAUGCUAUUGACGAGGAAGUCGGCAAUUUGAUAGGCAUGGCCAAAGCCAAGGAAUGGUUUGCGCAGGUGCGCCAAAAGGUCGCCUUUGUUGAGCAGACGGGCACCCGCAGCGACCUCCGAGUGUGCUUGAAUAUCAUUAUAACUGGGAAUCCUGGAACGGGCAAGACAACCUUCGCACGGCUGCUGGCGCGCUUCUUCCACACCUAUGGGGUGCUGCCCAAAGACAGCUUUGUCGAGAAAAACGGACUUGAACUGAAGGCAGAGUUCAUGGGUGGUACAGCGCCAAGGGUCAAGGCAGCUGUCCAGGAGGCAAUGGGUGGCUGCCUGUUUCUUGAUGAAGCUUAUGCCUUGAUGGAUUCGGCGGCUGGUGUGGGCGGUGGUGGAGAUGCCUUUUCUCAAGAGGCACUCAGGACUCUUCUCACUGAAGUGGAGAACCACCGCACCAAUCUCAUGGUCGUGCUGGCAGGCUACAAGGAGAAGAUGGGCAGAUUGAUGCGAGCAGAGGAGGGCUUGGCACGACGCUUCCCAAACCGGCUGCAUUUAGACGAUUACACACCAGCAGAGCUAGCACAAAUUUGCGAGAUGUGUGCCAGGCAUCGGCAUCAGCGCGAGUUCGAGCCUGGCUUGAGGGAAAAGUUGGAGAAAAACAUCGAGAACUUCUACUGGAGAGACAUUGCUCAGCAAAAUGCAGGCCUCUCCGUGAACCUGACAGAGAAAGCUCUGGACAGACAGAUUGUUCGAAUUGUCUCCAAGUACCCGGAGGCCUUUGCGCAGAUGAGUCGUGCUGCUGCUCCAUCAGAUGGGCCUUCGCUGAUGCGUCAGCGCAGUGGUGUCAGCAUUCAGCAGGUGAAGGCGGAGGUCGCAGUCUUCACUGCUGCAGAUUUCGGCAUUGAGGAGUAA
This is a messenger RNA of Durusdinium trenchii, 3597 nucleotides long. Lineage: Eukaryota; Dinophyceae; Suessiales; Symbiodiniaceae. The record is from the annotation of a GenBank genome assembly.